AAUACUCCAACAUCGACACACUGCAGUCGAACAUUGUGAGCUAUGGACACAACUAUACAAAGUGAAGGUGCUGAGGAGGUUGAGGAAACAGGACCGGUCACAAACACUAACUCUCAGACCGGUGGCACGAAACCUCUCCACCGCUUCCUCAGAGGAGAGCCCAAGAUAAUAGGGAUUGUGUUGCUGUCCAUCGGCUUGUGCCUGUUCAUGUUUGCGAUUCCUUCGAGAGGAGGCGUAAUGGAAUCAUCAACAGACAAUUAUACCCCCUUUUGGCUGGGCAUCUUGUACUCAAUCUGUGGUAUUCUCUACAUACUUUCAGAACGGCAAAUCCACAAAAAAAUUGUAACAGCAAGUUUUGCCCUCAGUAUCAUUGCAAUACUGGGAACUAUACUUGGCACAAUCCUGUACAUCAAAACUAUAAUCACACAAAAUCAGAUGUAUUAUUAUGGCCAUUAUGAUUUGGCCCCUGACGGCGUGCAGUUUUUAAUGUUAAACAGCCUGGAAGCAGUGUUCCUGUUCCACAGCUUGGUUGCAGGAGUGAUCCUCAUAGCCAUGUCCGUGUUCGCCCGUUUGGCAUUGCGCUCCAGCCAUACACAGAUGUUUGUGGUCAUGCGUUACCCAGCUUCAACAGAAUGAUGCCAAGCUGGAGAAACCACAGUGGACUCCAAACAGUAGUUCAAGAUGGAGUUUUCAUUAGAAUUCAUUCUAACAAGUAAGGAACUUUGAGAAGACUAAAAGAAAAACAUGUUAUUUCUGUUCAUAGAACAUUUAAAUACAAAUAGCAGCAAACUCCAAUAGAUUUAACCGGAUAAAAUAACUAAGAGUUCUGGCUAAUUGGCAGGAUAAUAACUAAGAGUUCUGGCUAAUUGGCAGCAUUUUCCCAGUGUCAUUCCCAGUAUAUAUAUAUAUAUAUAUACUGGGAAUGACACUGGGAAAAUGCUUCGGAA
Trichomycterus rosablanca is the source of this 947-nucleotide messenger RNA. RefSeq lists its product as uncharacterized. Gene Ontology annotation, cellular component: membrane. Bases 43 to 636 code for a protein of 197 amino acids. The record is from RefSeq and is a predicted model, not a curated record. NCBI's taxonomy places the organism in Eukaryota, Metazoa, Chordata, Actinopteri, Siluriformes, Trichomycteridae. The transcript is spliced from 7 exons.